AUGAAUACUGUUCCAAAAGACUUUCUAUGUCCUAUUACACGUGAAUUAAUGAUAAAUCCUGUGUUACUUAUCGAAGAUGGACGUAGUUAUGAAAAAUCUGCAUUAGAAAAAUGGUUACAAGCACAUAAUACAUCACCUAUGACAAAUUGUUUGCUAAAAGAUCGUCGAUUUGUUUUAAAUUAUAAUUUAAAAAGUGCUAUUGAAGAUUAUCAAUUAAAACAAGAUAAAAUCAAUUCGUUGACUCGAUUUCGUCAAUUUAAUAUUAAAUCUGGACGAUUAAAUCAAGAUUUUGAACGGUAUUAUAAAUUAAAAAUCCGUAUUUCGCUUUUAGGCGGUUCUAAUGUUGGUAAAACAACAAUAUCAAAAUCAAUUGAGUUUGGUGAACAUCAUCAAACAUCCACGGCUACAGUCGGACCAGAUUUAAUUUAUUUUUAUCUGGAUCAAUUAUUUGAAGAUGAAUAUGUUGUUGUUGUUCAAUUACAAGAUAUUCCGGGAAUGGAACGAUAUGAAGCUAUAUGCGACAACCAUUUUAGACAUUGUCAUGGAGCAAUACUCAUUUCAGACAUUACAGAUUUAGAUAGUUUAGAACGUUUACAAUUGUAUUGGUAUAAAUCAUUACAACAAAAAGGUAUGGACAAUGUUGAAACAAUAUUAGUUUGUAACAAAAUUGAUUUGAUGAAUCAAUGUGAUAAAUAUUAUCGACGGACAUAUAUUCAACGUGCAAAAUAUUUUGCAUCUGAAUAUGAUAUACCAAUAUUUCACUGUAGUGGUUUAACGGGUGAAAAUAUUCAAAUAAUGUUUAAACAAUUGAUUAUGAGAAUAUUAAAUAAUUCGAUUUUAUUACAACAGUUAAAACAAAGUGCUAUAAGACCAGCGGAAACGAUAAGAACAUCGUCUGUAUCAACAACAGAUUCAAUACAUUUAAUAGAUAGAUCGGAUUCCAGAAAUUCAAACGAUAACGAAGCAAAAUCAAAUUGUUGCUAA
Molecule: messenger RNA, 984 nt
Organism: Didymodactylos carnosus
Lineage: Eukaryota; Metazoa; Rotifera; Eurotatoria; Philodinida; Philodinidae
Source: the annotation of a GenBank genome assembly